GGAGCCCAACAAAGAGCGCGCGGCGCCGGCCGCCAGCCCUCAGUCGCUCCCUAGGCUCCCUCGGAGCGCCCGGCGACAGUUUCGGCGCGGGCGAUGGAAGAUGGAAGGAAGAAAUGCCGCGGCAGAGACAUUUGUUUGGGUUAACAAUGCAUCGUCUCAUUCCCAGAGUGUUGCCAAGGCCAAAUAUGAAUUUUUAUUUGGCAUAUCUAAAGAGAAACCUCCAGAUACUAGUGAUCAUGGAGGAAGCACUUUACUCCCACCAAAUGUCACAAAUGAAUUUCCAGAAUAUGGGACCAUGGAGGAUAGUGGAGAAGGCCUAAGAACUUCUCUUGGGUUUGAUACAGAGUCUCUGCCAGGCUGCCCACAAGGACAGCUGGGGGUCCAGCUUCUUCAUGGCCACCAGUCUGGGCUUGAGAGUGUUACCGACGGACCAAAAGAUGUCAGAGAGUCCCUCACUCAAAGUCACCUCAAGGAACAAAGUUUACAACCCAUUGACUCCUUGAUUUCAACUCUGAAAGCCACAGAAGCCAGAAAAGCUUCAGGAACAUUACAGGCUACAAAGGUACUGGACAAAGAUGCUAUUUCUAGUUUUUCAGUUCAGCAGGUGGAUAAAGAGCUGGACACUGUCCCUCAUAAAACAAAGAGACAGGGAGCCAAAAAAAUAUUUCCUGCUGGCCAAGAAAAAGCACCAGAUAUACCUCUUUCAGCUGAAGUUACGACUGAGGAGAACUUUUAUUUGAGCAUCCAGAAGGAUCAGACUGUACUAUUAACUGGAGAAGCUCAGGCAGAGCUUUCCAAGAUAACUAAUAAUGGUAGAAAAGGGGCUGUCCAUGUGCAGGAGCCAGCUUGUUCUAUAUCCUCCCUGGGGAGCCCAGCAGUGACGCAUACCUCUGCAGGCAGUGUUGCUCUUUUGAGAGAGAAGAGGUCUGAUCAAGGUAGCUCCACAGGACGCCCAGGCCGGGUCAAACACGUGGAAUUUCAAGGGGUGGAAAUAUUGUGGACAGGAGGGGAGAAAAGAGAGAUACAGCAUCCUGCGGAUUUUGAGAUAUCAUUGGAAAGGAGCACCUCUCCUGAAAACAGAGAACUUUCCAGAGUGCCAACCCAUCUCAUUUCAUGUGCUGGUUUGUAUAAUUCAGUUGGUUUAACUGAGAGUGUUUGGGAUGAAACCUGGAGAUCAUCAGAGAAGCUGGGCACCAGCUCAGGGACGUUUUGCCCUCUGCCUCUUGUUGAGAGUGGAGAGGAUGAAGUCUUCCUAAAGGAAAACAAAGAACAUCUUGAAAAGAAACCUGAACUGGAGAGAGACAAGGAAAGGAUUCUUGAGCAAGAGGAGCACUUUAGGGGAGGAGAUGAUGAUGUCCUUGGGCCUGCGUAUACAGAGGACUCCACUGAUGUGUACAGCUCCCAGUUUGAAACCAUUUUGGACAACACUUCCUUAUACUACAGUGCUGAGUCCUUGGAGACAUUAUAUUCAGAACCUGAUAGCUAUUUUAGCUUUGAAAUGCCUCUCACUCCAAUGAUACAGCAGCGCAUUAAAGAAGGCAGUCAGUUUCUGGAGAGGACAACAGUGGCAGGACAGCAAGAUAUCCUGAGUGUCUCAGCAGAUGGUGGAAUAGUGAUGGGUUAUUCUAGUGGGAUCACCAACGGGCUGAAUGACACCAGUGACUCCAUCUACACGAAAGGCACACCAGAGAUUGCUUUCUGGGGAAGCAAUGCUGGGGUAAAAACAGCACUACUAAAGACUCAUUCUGAGAUGGGGAGCACUGAAAUUCUGGAAAAGGAGACCUCAGAAAGUCUCAGUAAUGGUACCAGCAGCAACAUAGAAGCAGCCAAAAGGUUGGCCAAACGCCUUUAUCAACUAGACAGAUUCAAAAGAUCGGAUGUCGCAAAGCACCUAGGCAAGAACAAUGAAUUUAGCAAACUAGUUGCAGAAGAAUAUCUGAAGUUUUUUGAUUUUACAGGAAUGACACUGGAUCAGUCUCUCAGGUAUUUCUUUAAAGCAUUUUCUCUUGUGGGAGAAACUCAAGAACGAGAGAGAGUUUUAAUACAUUUCUCCAAUAGAUAUUUUUACUGUAACCCAGACACUAUUGCUUCACAAGAUGGAGUCCAUUGCCUCACCUGUGCAAUGAUGCUUCUUAACACAGAUCUCCAUGGCCAUAAUAUUGGAAAGAAGAUGACCUGCCAAGAGUUCAUUGCAAACCUCCAAGGGGUAAAUGAAGGUGGUGAUUUCUCCAAGGAUCUACUGAAAGCUCUGUACAACUCAAUUAAGAAUGAGAAGCUUGAAUGGGCAGUAGAUGAUGAGGAGAAAAAAAAAUCUCCAACUGAAGGAACUGAUGAGAAGGCUAAUGGAACACAUCCAAAGACCAUCAGUCGUAUUGGGAGUACUACCAACCCAUUCUUAGACAUUCCUCAUGACCCAAAUGCUGCUGUAUACAAAAGUGGAUUCUUGGCUCGGAAAAUCCAUGCAGAUAUGGAUGGGAAGAAGACUCCAAGAGGGAAGCGAGGAUGGAAAACAUUUUAUGCUGUACUAAAAGGAACAGUCCUUUACUUGCAAAAGGAUGAAUAUAAACCUGAAAAGGCCCUGUCUGAAGAGGAUUUGAAAAACGCCGUGAGUGUGCAUCAUGCGCUGGCAUCCAAGGCCAUAGACUACGAGAAGAAGCCGAAUGUACUUAAACUUAAAACUGCCGACUGGAGGGUCUUGCUUUUUCAAGCUCAGAGUGCAGAGGAAAUGCAAGGAUGGAUAAACAAAAUUAAUUGUGUUGCAGCUGUAUUUUCUGCACCACCAUUUCCAGCAGCCAUUGGAUCUCAGAAGAAGUUUAGUCGUCCACUUCUGCCUGCUACUACAACAAAAUUGUCUCAGGAGGAACAGCUGAAAUCUCAUGAAAGCAAACUGAAGCAGAUUACCACUGAGCUGGCUGAACACCGCUCAUAUCCCCCGGAUAAGAAAGUUAAAGCCAAGGAGAUAGAUGAAUACAGACUGAAAGAUCACUAUCUGGAAUUUGAGAAAACUCGUUAUGAAAUUUAUGUCAGCAUUCUAAAAGAAGGAGGCAAGGAGCUCCUGAGUAACAAUGAAAUUGAGGCUGCAGGACUCAAGAAGUCACAUUCAAGUCCUUCACUGAACCCAGAUUCAUCUCCAGUCACAGCCAAGGUCAAGCGUAAUGUGUCAGAGAGGAAAGAUCACCGACCUGAAACACCAAGCAUUAAGCAAAAAGUUACUUAGAAUCAAUCUGUGACCAGGAGGUACUGGUCAUGGAGCAAAAUAGAGUUUUUCAAGAUCUUUCUGGUAAACCCGUGAAUAUAUUUUUAAAAAGUUUGUGACUAAAUGGUGCAUUAGUAACCUUUUCUAUUGUAUAGUUUUGUUAGUUUCUGUACUGAUUGUCUCUUUGCUCUUGAUUACUUUGCUUUGAUGAUUUUUGCUACUUGAUGACUAAUGCACCUUUUUUUGUGAAGGGGAGGGGGAUCAUGAUUUCAGAAUGAAUUAUGUGUCACUUUUUCUUUGUUUAUUUUUUCUUGUUUGCACUCUGCUCAGUUGUUUUAUGUAUUGUCAAAUCAGCUAUUACACUUUUCUAAGGUUAAAAAAUGUAAAUCAUUGUGAAACAUUUAACUGGACAAACUUGGUAGUUGAGUAAAUUCUAGCCAGGGUUAAUAUAAGCCUUUAUAUGUGAAAUGUUGCUCAGUCACAGAGGUGGAAUUGAGCACUGGCAGAAAUUCAAUUAAGAAUUACAAUUCUGGGAAGCAAGAUGGUCCACUGUGAUGCAGGUAUGCAUAUAUCUUUGCACUUAUUGUUGAGUUCUGACCCUGCUGGAAGCAUAGAAAAGGGUGUUAACAAGAUGGGAGGACUGGAGAACUAAAGAAGUGCAUUAGCUUCCUUGAAGUGUUGAUUUCAUUUCAGCCAAAGAAGGAAAUAGGAAGUGGAAUCUUUUUGCCAUUGAAGGUUGUGGAAAAACAACACCAAGUUCAUUUUGUUUCUUAAAGGGUGGUGGCAAUAAUCGACUCUUGGGGAGCUGCAGUAGUAGGCAUGUGGCUGGUGUGCAGGAAGUUGUUACUUCACUUCAAGGUCUAGGCUAGGAAUCCAGAAUCAUCUCUGUCUAUCAGUACUCUGCCAUUCAGGAAUUACGUUCAUAUAUAUAUAUAUAUAUAUAUAUAUAUAUAUACACACACACACACACACACAUAUAUAUAUAUAUAAGCAUGGUGUUAUCUCCUGGUUGUAAAAAUAUUGGGGUCUUCUUAAAAAAAAUAAUGUUGAAAUGGAACCCCUUUUGUUUUUAACAAAACAAAUUAAGAGGAAACAGUAGCUGCAGUUGUUCAACAAUGUGAUUCUUUAAAAUAAAUCUGAAAGUAAUAAUAUCUAAAUGAAUUGUGGCUGGAAAACUGAGGAAUCUACUGGUUGUAUAUGCAGAGUUAGUUUAUUCUUAUCUCAUGAUCUCUUUGAUAGCCAGUUCAUUCUGCUGCUACUGAACUUUCUCCUAAAAAAAGUACCUAAUUUUAAGUCAGUAUUUUCUAUCUAUUCAGAAUAGUUACAGUCACGAAUUUGUUCCAGUGCUGGUCCCUUUGAAAUUUAGGGUGACAACAUAUUCUCGUGUAGUGGAAGAAAAAGUGAAAAUUGAGCCCUGAGUUAGAACUUUCUGAUUUUGAAACCUUGAAUGUUUGUGAUCCUUAAAACUAUAAUCUCCAUGACUUCUGAACUAAUGGAAUCACUUUGAAUACUCUUUUACCUCCCACACGAUUUGCUCUAGUUCUACUCAGUUUAUUAAAGGCACUAUGACCAAAGAAACAGGGACUCUGCAGGAAUAGCAUGGUUCCAGUGAAUUAGAGAAAAUCUGCUAUUAAACCAUGGUGGUUUCUAGUAGUAUAUUGUUCUGAUGUACCAGCACUUAAUCAUAAGAUUAAUUAUAAUCUUAAUUAUAAGAUUAGUAAUAACAUUUACUUUACCUAUAUAAAUGCCCAUAUUUGCUACUGCCCAAAAGAGAGAAACCCUUCUCUAAGGUUGUAGUUGCUUGCUUUGUGAGAAGUUUUUGCCAUACCUUUGAAAAACUCACCCUAACCGUCUAUCUUGUUUAUGUAAAGACAAUGACUAAAUUUGUGUGUCAAAACCGAAAAACAAGGUAAUUACGACAUGGCCCCGUGCACCUGAUUCAUUUUUGUAGCUUCUGACCAAAUCCAAGAUUUGCACAAAGGAGGAAUCAUCUUUCUUCCUUGAAUCUGAAUAAUUAGUGUGUUUGUUUUCUGUAUAAUAUAUUUAUACCAAGCAAGAGAGAAAUACCCAGCCAUGUCAUCUCUGAGCUUCAGUAACUAAAGAAAAAUAAACAUCCCUGAUUGGCUUGAAUGUGUUUGUCAACAGUGUGACUGUGUCUGUGUAUAUAGAAUGUCUCUAUGUAUUUUACUUACAGUAUAUAAUAGACAUGAAAUGGUACCAUGCUACAGUAUUUCUGACAUUUAGAGUAGUUCUAACAUGCUCAGUUAGAAUCAGCACCAUUACAGCAUUAUUCCUAUUAUACAACUCACUAAUGUUAGCUACAGGAAUUUCUGGAUAUGCUAAUAGAUAAAUGGGUGAGAAGGACACUUUGAAGCUGUGUUUGCAGUUUCUCUUUUAAAAACAACUGCAGAAGGUUUUUCUUUGAGCCAGAAUCCCAGAUUGCCUUGGCAUGAUGUUGCCCAUCUUCCCGGGAUGGGUUGAGAAUACCUCUGUCUGUUGUCAGUGCACCUAGCAGACCAAGAGUUUAUCCAGUAAUAGGAGGAAAUGGCCCCUGAUUCAACUAGAUUCUAAGAGUCUUGCUCAUAGCCAACCACAUUUUCCUUUGUGAUCAUUUCUUUCCUAUAGUAUCAAGUCAGAAGAAAUUGAAGACAUUUCCUUUCACAGCUAUUCCAAGCCUGCUGCCUCACCUCCUCCUUACCUUCUAAAGGUACUCCCCCUCUUCCCAUCCCCACUCCUCACCCAUACCUUAGCAUCAGGAGCCUUGGGAUUUCUCUCCAUGUGAUAAAUUAUUAUUCUCCUUCACAUAAAUACAUGUAAUAUUAUUUCUUAUAUAGAAAGUCUUGAUAGUCAUCAAAACAUCUUGAUGGUAGUCUUGUUGCAAAUUGACCAUAGAAGUGGUCCAUGUAUAAAAUCUUUGAGUAUUUUGGGGUUUGUUUCCCCACCUCACAUGUUGACUUUCACAGGAGGUCUCAGAAAUCCCUUGUUAGCAAUCAAAACUUAAUUACUAGCAUGCAGAGUCCUCAUCUUAUUGCCAUGCCAUAGCCAUUGUUUGAAGUGUGCUUUUUAGAAACACUUUGGUAACUCUUAGCAAUGCCUAGUUAAACCAAGCAAUACUUCCAUGUAUUUUAAUUAAUCUCAAGUAAAACCAACAUGUUAGAGAGUCCUCUGGUAGAACUGUAGUUCCUAUUGCUCUUCGGUAAAGAAGGUAGAAAGCAACUGUACAAGAACGUCUAUACUUCUGUUAUCCUAAUUCAGAAGAUGAGGAUUUCUGUCCUCAGUCAGAAGUGAUUGAGAGAAUUCAUUCUGGAAAAGCAAAAUUGGCUGGCUUUCUAAGGCCAAGCUAUAGGUGGUCUCUUGAGUUUGUAUUUCACCCUGUGGCCAAACCACAGAACAUCUGAGGCUGGAGAAGAAUUUAUAUAACCAGCAGUAAAGGAGGCCCUUUGCUGCCUAAACACAAAGUUGUAGAGUUUUCUGCUGGCCCUUGCCUGCUACUCCCUCUGAUAUAAAAAGCUUGAGAAGCUUUUCUUAAGUAAGGCGGGGCCUGAUUUGGCUAUGAGUUGUACCGUUUCUCUGCCUUUACUCCUAAUCAUAGACAAUGGGAAGAAAAUUGACCUUUAAGAAGUUUCUCUAUUGUCUUACUAGCAAGACUUUCUUGGAUAUAGUUAGUUGUCAUUGGAAUUUUAAUUCCUUUGGCAUUUACCGUGUAGUCAUCAAUAAAGCCUUCUUUUUUUUUAGAUUUUAUUUCUGAGUAAUAUCUACACCCAAUGUGGGGCUCGAACUCACGAUCCCAAGAUCAAGAGUAGCACACUCCACCGACUAAGCCAGCCAGUCGCCCCCUAGUUAAGCUUUUUUAAGCCAGAUUUCACAGGGAGUUUCUUAGUCUUGGAGGUCCAAAUUUCUUUACUUUAGCUCUUAGGGACCUGGUCAAGUUUACAGCACAUUGGUAGCCACCUUCCUUAAUUUCAGCAGCGAACAAUAUCUUUACUUUUCAAAUGACAUUUUUUUCCAGUUGUAAAAUUAAUACUGUUAAACAAAGAACCAAAGUGGUAUCCUAAAAAUUGUUAAAAGUAGAGUUUAGUUAAAGAUUAAUAGUGUGACUUUGGGUUUAAAUAGCAUCUGCUUUUCUCAACAUCGAAGUUACUCUGACAAGAAAAAAAGAUCAGUCAGCUUUGUAGGCAGAUGAGCUUCUGGGUCUACCUUGCCCCAAAGCUUUCUGGCUGUCUCUUCUCCUAGGCCAGGUCAGGCCGCUAGUCUGCUUCAGGUCAACAGAUAUCUCCAUCAGCCUUUUGACAUUUUAUACUGUCAAGUCACUUGGAGGACUUUAAAGGUCAGUAGUUCACCACAAAAUAAUCCCAACAAGUGAUAGGGAGGUGCUUUGUCAUUGCUUUUCCUCUCAGAUUCCUUUUCAAUGUCUCACUUUUAAAGGGAAACUGAAGUCCAAAGCCAUUGCCAUUCUCCUUUUGUACCUAUAGUAUCCAAAAACAAGUGUGCAGCAUUCUGCUUAGGACAUAAUGCCCCUUUGCAUGCAAAGAGAAUAUCUUCACAGAGAGAAUGUCAGUAAAUACUUGAAUCUGCAUGAUAGUUUGUUGGCUUGAAUGUAACAGCAAGAAAAUAUUGCAAGUUAAGUAAUUGUAUAUACAAUUUCCUUAAAUGUCCUUGGCUUGUUCUUUGUAAUUUAUGUGUGUAUCUGUAGUAUUGCAGGCUUUUGGAGAAUAUUCAUAUAGAUAGUUUGUCAGACAUCAAAAGAAAUGCUUUCUGUCACCUGCCAAUGUUGUAUUGUGGGUAUUUAUAGUUGUAUAUAUAUAUAUGUAUAUGUAUCAAUGUGUAGACUGUAUAUCAGUAUAUGGUGUAUGUAUAUCAAAUUUAUUUUUAAUAACCAGUAUGAUAUGAAAAGCAAGUAAAAACCUCAUAGGAUUGAUUAUAUAAUGCAGUUAUUGAAAGUAUAUAUAGUGGUACUGUUUUAUUAAACUUAAAUGAUAUUUUGAUUAGCUUUUUAAUAAGACUUUAUGUUAGAAAAUUCCAUCUUUGAUCUUUGAACCACCAGGGCGAAAAUGACCCUGAACUAACUUUGUGAAACUCUUUCAGUGUACUGUGUACAAUACUAAGGAAGUAGCUCAUUAUAACUUGAGAUCUACAGAAAGAAAAAAAAUAGGCAUCCUAUACAGUCUUAACAACUUCGGUAUUCUGAGUACUUAACCAUAAAAUCAAACUGACAAUUUUGGGCUUAUUACAAAAUGUGGUGCUUUAAAGCACACGUUCUUUAUUGUUGUAAUUAGUCCAGACAAAUAGAGCUUUCAGAAGAAUUAAAUAAGUGCCCACAGUAUCAUUUUUGUGCCUGUGUCUAUUUUACAGUAGAUGGAACCACCCUUCUUGCACCACCUCCUUACCCUCUUUACUUUAAAGAAUAUUAGAUUGCUAAAGUAUAUCAGGGCUUCCCAAGAUCAGGUACUAUAUUCUAGGUUUGCAGUAGUACAAAUUAGCAUCUAGUGUCACAAGUGAAAGAAUUUUAGGGCAGGCUAUGGACUAGGUUAAAUCUUUAUUUAAUAUUUUUAUACUUAGGUCUCUUCCUGCCUCUCCCCAAAGAGCCACUGGCCUUAGUUAUUUGAGCUUACUGCUUAUCUCACAGUGUGUAAAUAGAUAAUAGAUUAAAUGUGUAUUAUUCAGCAUGUUUGGUAUAUUUAAAGCAGCAACUGAGUGUGUUUGAGUGAGUGGUUGAGUACAGUAUAUUUUUAAACAUACUGUCUCCUAUUCUUUGUAUCUGAUUCAGAGAAUUGGAGUUAUGGAAUGAAAGACUAAUCUUUAGCUCUAGGCUGCUGUUGGUAGUUACAUUGGAGUUUUUUUAAUUAACUCUACCGUCUCAAACUUUUUGCAAAUAUAUCAUAUUUCCUAAUUUGUUCUUGACGUGAAGUGAAUUCACUCUGACUGAUCAGCAGGGUCUUUGUUCUGCAAGAGUGUAUUUCUUUCUAAAAAUUAUAGUGAAUUGCAAAAACAUUCAUUUGAUUCAGAAAGCAUAUACUAAAGGAGUAGCAAAAAUAAAGUUUCAUUUUGGGCCUUAA
Lynx canadensis (Canada lynx) is the source of this 9252-nucleotide messenger RNA. It is a transcript of the gene PSD3, whose product is annotated as pleckstrin and Sec7 domain containing 3. Gene Ontology annotation, molecular function: guanyl-nucleotide exchange factor activity. The coding region runs from base 101 to 3217 and encodes 1038 amino acids. Gene Ontology annotation, biological process: regulation of ARF protein signal transduction. NCBI's taxonomy places the organism in Eukaryota, Metazoa, Chordata, Mammalia, Carnivora, Felidae. The transcript is spliced from 16 exons. The record is from RefSeq and is a predicted model, not a curated record.